AUGCUUGAAAUAGGAAGAUCGAAUAGAGAUUGCUUGGCUAUACUUGCUUUUAUCGCACUGGCGGGGUUCUUUUAUUUGAAUCUUUUCGCUAAAGAGAGAUUUUUCGGAGAAGUGGAAGAGUACCAGAUUGAUAAGAUCAGCGUUCAAUACGAGCUUCUUGGUGAAAAAAUCCGUCUUUUGGAAGAAAAACUAGAAGAGACAGACGAAGAAAAUUCUGUCACUGAAAAUGAAGUCGAAAGUCUCCGUGAAGAAAUUCAAUUUCUUCAAAAUAAUGCGGCAGCUGGAGAGUUAAUGAAGAGUGAUUCCCUCGAAACCCUUGGUGGAAGAUUUUAUCCAGCGCCAAAGGCGGAAGAGACGAUUUCUGAUGAGGAGUGGGAAGAGAUAACCGAGGACGAAGACGAAGAUGAGUCAUCAGAAAGCGAAGAAGAAAACUACGAUGAUCUGUACGAAAACGCGGUUGAAGAAUCACAAAAAAUCUGCCCCCUUUCAGCCGAAUACACCGCCGCAGAAUUCCGAGAAGAAAACGUUCUGGCAAAGUACGAAACCCGACCUGACAAAUUCCUGACCUCUGUGCUGAUGAAUGGGCCCAACAAUCAACUCUUGGGUUUGAGGGAAACAAUGUUCAUCGCCAUUAAAUUGAAGAGAUCUUACAUUAUGCCAAAAUUCUUCAAACACGACCGAGCCGACCCAACAGCUGUCCACGAGUAUUUGGAAGAAGUCGAGCCAAAUGAGCGAGUUUCGAUCCUGAAGAUGCGACGAUUAAUGAACACAAAGCCUCUCGAAUCCGUUCCAGAUAUUUGCGAAAACGGCGAAUUCAGUGUCUUUUACCAACUUGCCAGAAAAGGUGGUUCUCAAAAUCAAGGCCGUCUGAUCAAAACUUGCGAAAAGGUCGAUUGCGAAGUUGACAAUGUCAAUUGCGAUGAAUGGAACGAAGGAGUUUGCUUGGAAAAUGUGAGCCUGCCGAAGGUUCCGAAUUUGAACAAAACUCCGAUGAAGCUCUCUAGACUGGCGCAGGAUGGAAAUAAUACAAUCAUGGAAACAAUCUACGACUCCGACCACUCUUGCGCAAUCAUGGCCUAUCCCUACAUGGACAUCAACUUCGCCCGGAACCUCUUCCACCCAAAAAUCAACGACGAAGACAAAGAACUGAUGAAAGACAUCAUGAAAGCUACUGGUAGACCUUUGCAUAUCGAAGAAGUCGUGCAAGAAUUCGUCAAGAACGCGAUCGGAGGAGAUGAAACGUAUGUUUCUAUGCACUGGAGGUACAAUGCUGGAGACUGGUGGCAUGGAGGCUGCGAUAUUAAGGAUGGACAUUAUAAGGCAGCUAAGCGUAAUGGGGAUGGUGAGGAUAAAAUCCCCGAAAUCUGCCGAAAACUAACCUACAUGCGCGAUCCUCGAAAUUUCGCAAUGCAGGUCAACGAAUUCCUGACAAAAACCUGGGCGAAUGUCAACAACGAAAAAGGCCGAAUCAUUCCCAAUAUCAUCAAGACAAUGUACAUUGCAACUCCUCCAUCAGAACUGGAUUUGAUGGAACGAAUGCGAGAAGAAUUGAAGAAGAUCAACCCGGAGUUGAAAAUCUUCGUUCAAACUGAUAUUGAGCCCUUCAUCAGAAAAUACUACAAGAACGCUGGUUGCUCUGAGCUCGAUGAUCGAUUCUGGGAAAUUCUUUCGAUGGCCGAGCAAGAGGUUUGCCUCCAAUCUUCCGUCUUCCUUCAUUCAGCCGGAUCAUCGUGGAGUAAAAACACGAACAUUGAAAGAAGCAUUCAUGACUACCCUGUGAGAGAUGGUGAAGUUGAAGCUUCCAUUAUGCCAAGAGGGGACUUCCGAUAA
Oikopleura dioica is the source of this 1830-nucleotide messenger RNA. The record is from the annotation of a GenBank genome assembly. Lineage: Eukaryota; Metazoa; Chordata; Appendicularia; Copelata; Oikopleuridae.